GCCUUAUAUGCUGGGACGUGGAUGCAAAGUACUGAGAUUGGAAGACCAAGCUGGGAAACGGCUGACAAUAGCCAUAUGUCCUGUAUUAGAGUAGUUGGAGGACUGCCUCACCAGCGUAAGAGGCUUGGACUGACCGGCGGGGUCGUCAAAAACGAGCCCAUCGACAAGACCGUUGAGGGGAUCGCACUUGGCCAUUUGUACGUUCAAACUCGCAGGAUCGCGGGAACUGGCCACGCUGCUGUACUACGGUAACAUGGGUCCCCAAAGUGUAGACCAAAGCUCUGAGGUAGGCGCGCUGGCGAAAGUGCCUUUCUAGUCAUCGAGGUAGACCCUUCCUGCCACCUAUUGAACAGCCACUCCAGUAGGCGUAAUCAUGCUGUUUGCUGUAGAGGUCCUUUUUCAGGGGAUUGAAAAGGACGGCUUAGUCGUAGAACGAUACCGCGCUAAAGUUCUGAAGGUUAUAGAGGUCGACAUUGCCCUCUGAAAUCAUGGCCCAGUCCUCGGGCUCUAGAGUUAUGGCUCCUGGCUUUGUCCUAAGGCCGGCUUCAGUGCUGGACAUGAAAUUACAGGUAUCCAGUGUUGACUUGGCACAAGUUCGUAUUAUUAACGUGAAGUCGAAUCGGCCAUUCGUGGGUUCGCAAUCUCGUUUUCGAGCUAUCUACGACAUGGCCCCAACUUCAAGCUCGAACCAGAUGGCUUCUUACGCUGAGUCUGGUGAACCCUCACCUACACUGCUGCCUCAAUCUUUCAAUGGUUCUGACCUCGUGACUGAUAAGAGGAAGUUGAUUCUCAUAUACAUCCAUGGGUUUUGCGGGACUGAAGAGUCAUUCGGCCAGUUCCCUUCUCACGUCCAUAGCUUUCUCAAACAAGCCCUCGGAGAUACCUACGUCGUCUAUUCAAAGAUCUACCCACAGUACGAAACACGUAAUUCCAUGGAUAUCGCGGUAAAAAAUUUCAGCCGCUGGCUUCAGCCACACGAGAACUCCCAAACAUAUGUCAUUCUGGUAGGACACUCCCUGGGUGGCUUUUUGGCUGCUCGAGCUGCUCAGCUAAAAGAAUCUCUCAGUUUGGAUCACCAGCAACGCCAUUCUAUAAUCGGCACAAUAUCGUUGGACUGUCCCUUCUUAGGCCUGAACCCCGGCAUUAUCGUUCCUGGCAUCAUCUCUCUGUUCCGCCGUAAACAUACAGAAAUCGAAACAAAGGCUCAAUUCCUUGAGUCGGACUGCUCAUCGUCUCGACUUCUACCAACGAUUCCAUCCGCAUCUUUAGUAGAUGCGGGCUUCAAUCCCCCCUUCUUCAACGACAAUCAAGUAUGGCCGAAUAGACUACCAUCUGAGCCCGAUCUUAUGCAGUCAGUUUGGAACAGCGGCCUCCAGUGUUGGUUACAGGAAACUAUUGCCUCCUUUGCUUCCCACUGGGCAUAUGGACGAUGUCUAAGGCGACCCUGGACACUGAGGCUUAGGUAUCACGAGCUACGAGCUCUUGAGGGUUACAAUGAGUCUUUCCCAGCAUACGAAAAGCAAAUUGCGCAAUCAGGAGAUCUUGGAAGGCGACAAAGAAUCCGGUUUCUGAAUUUCUUCACAUCCUGCACACCACGACAGUAUUGUUGGCGGUCAGAAAUCUCUUCAUGGGGUAAUGGGGCCACAGACAAAGGACGAUUCUUUGAGCAAGCUGGAAAAGACCACAGGCUAGGUGACCUCUUCCGAGAUUCUGAUAUUUGGAGCACUGAGGGGGAGAGCCUAGGGCACUACGAGCAAUCCGCCACUGAUCUUCUGUGUCUGCAAGAACGACAGACCAACGAGGUAUACAGACCUCUCGACCAUCGCUUGAGACUAUAUCAGCCUACCAAUCUUUUGCAUUGCUUCAGAGCGCUCUUGUCAAACCUAGUGGAGUUCUUUGGAUGUCUGUUAUCACUAUUACAAGGUGCUCCAGAAAGUCACACGUAUUCGGAAGAAGAACGACUGACUGACGAAGGUCAAGUGGACAGGCAAGUUGCGGUAAAACCGAAAGAGGGGCGCACAUUCUGCAUCCUUCCGCCGGAGGCUGAUCCUAUGUGGGUGCGCAUUUCCAUGGAGGGCACAGAUGAAGUUGGAGCACAUUGUAGCAUUUUCGCUGACAACGGAUCGCACUAUGAGAAGUUGGUGCUUCACAUGGGCAAGGAGAUCGUUCAAUAG
This is a messenger RNA of Fusarium oxysporum Fo47, 2174 nucleotides long. RefSeq lists its product as uncharacterized. The record is from RefSeq and is a predicted model, not a curated record. NCBI's taxonomy places the organism in Eukaryota, Fungi, Ascomycota, Sordariomycetes, Hypocreales, Nectriaceae. The transcript has 4 exons. The coding region runs from base 489 to 2174 and encodes 561 amino acids.